Molecule: messenger RNA, 1560 nt
Organism: Aureobasidium pullulans EXF-150
Lineage: Eukaryota; Fungi; Ascomycota; Dothideomycetes; Dothideales; Saccotheciaceae
Product: F-box and JmjC domain-containing protein
Exons: 2
Coding region: 1-1560 (519 amino acids)
Cellular component (GO): nucleus
Molecular function (GO): cis-regulatory region sequence-specific DNA binding; protein binding
Source: RefSeq, a predicted model, not a curated record
AUGACUCCUCCAGCUGCUCUGUUAGACCAAGAGUUCGAGCAUCCGAGCAGGCCACUCAAGAAACAGAAACUUGAUGCCGACUCCGACCACACCACUAAUCCCGAGGAAUCUGCAACCAUCUGGAGUCACCCUCUUGGAAUUCGUCCGUCUGGAAACGUCUUUACCGCUACUGCCAAUCUGAAGGCAGCAAUUGGAACAUUUGCCUUGCUCCCGGACGAACUUCUGGCCCAGUUCUUGGACUAUCUUGACGCACAAGAUUUACUCCGAUUGGGUGGCACGUGUCGGGCUCUGCAUGCAUUCAGUAGAUCUGAGGAGCUUUGGAAAGCACUUUUCAUAGAAUCGCAACCAGAAAACUUCAACUGGCGUGGCACAUGGCGGUCAACUGUUUUGUCACAACCGCGCUCUCAGGAGCCUGAUGUGGAUUGCAGCAACCUCUUCUCAGAUGCUCUUCAUCGACCAUAUUUCUGUGCUCAUGUUUCCCUGGAUCCCUAUGUGACCAAUAUUCCAGCCCGCAACCAGAUCCAUCGGCUCACAUCAUUGACUUUCGAGGAGUUCACUGAAUCGUUUACCAACAAACCCUUCAUCAUCUCUGAACCUACAAAACGUUGGCCUGUAUUCGGAUCUUGGUCGGUCAAGUCACUACUCAAACGAUAUUCUCAGGUCAAGUUUAGAGCUGAGGCUGUAGAUUGGCCCUUUGAUGUAUAUGUUGACUACAUGAAGGAUAACCAUGACGAGAGUCCUCUAUACCUCUUUGACCGCUCCUUCGCAGAGAAGAUGAAUAUUCAAGUAGCUGACAGUGCUACUGCACAUCUGUACGAUGGCACUUCUCCAGAUCUAUCGGCCACACAAGACGGGCGCAAAGUGGCAUACUGGGCACCGUCGUUCUUCGGACCUGAUCUGUUCAGCGUUCUGGGAUCUCAAAGACCUGAUCACCGCUGGUUGAUCAUUGGACCGUCUCGCAGUGGGUCAACUUUCCACAAGGACCCCAACGCGACCUGCGCUUGGAACGCUGUUUUGACUGGGCGCAAAUACUGGAUCAUGUUCCCAUCUUCGUCCUCCCUACCGCCGCCGCCAGGCGUCUUCGUAUCAGCUGAUCAGAGCGAGGUCACUUCUCCUUUGAGUAUCGCCGAAUGGUUCCUCGGAUUUCACGCCGAGGCACGCCGCACUGAAGGAUGUAUUGAAGGCAUCUGCGAGGCUGGUGAGUUGCUAUAUGUACCAGCUGGUUGGUAUCAUCUGGUCGUCAACCUAGAAGACUCGAUUGCAUUGACUCAGAACUUUGUUCCUCGUCAAAGACUCGCGUCGGUUUUGCACUUCCUCAGGGACAAAUCUGAUCAAGUCAGUGGUUUUUCGAAAGAUGUGCAAAACCCCUAUGAACUCUUUUUGCAAAAGCUCAGCGAGCAGGAGCCAGAGGCCCUAGAAGAGGCUCUGCCCAAGCUUGAAAAGAUGAGCAAAGGUCCAAAAGGCAAGUGGGCAGAACUAACAAAGACCACCGAGGACGCAAGCACCGAGGGUGGCUUCUCCUUCGGCUUUGGUGGGGAUGAUGAUGAGGAGGUACCAUAG